Molecule: messenger RNA, 1153 nt
Organism: Sorex araneus (European shrew)
Lineage: Eukaryota; Metazoa; Chordata; Mammalia; Eulipotyphla; Soricidae
Gene: TRARG1
Product: trafficking regulator of GLUT4 (SLC2A4) 1
Exons: 3
Coding region: 320-868 (182 amino acids)
Cellular component (GO): membrane
Source: RefSeq, a predicted model, not a curated record
UGGCGCUCCCUGCCGCUUCCCCGCCCAUCGCUGCUGUCAGCAGCGCCAACAAAGUUGACCUCAAACUUGAACUGAGCGGAAGGCUCGCGGGUUCCCUGAGCUCCGCGGGAGCAGCAGGCGAGGCGCAGCAGCAUCGAAGUCAGCUGGCCUGGCAGCGUCCACCUCGCCACUCCCCAGCCGGCCCUCCACCCCCGGGGGAGAGACCGCUGCCCUCUGUGCUGGGCACUCUCCCGGUCUGGCCCGAGGAAUGGUGUGCUGAGGGCCCCCCGGAGCCCCUCAUCCCAGCCUGGAGUUGGAGGAGCCCAAGGUCCAGCCCGGCAUGGCCGAUCCCGGGCAGCCUCAGUUUCCUCCAGAGCAGGAGCCGGCCCCCGCCGUGUCUCCCCUGGACCUACCGGAGAUGGAGAAGCUCCUCACUAAGGUGGAGCUCCAGGACGACAAGCCGCUGAAGUUGUCCAAGUCCCUCUCGGGGACGCUGGACCUCGAGAACGGCCAUGGGCUGCCCUUCAAGGCGGUCCCCGAGAGCCACACGGACGCCCCGCUGUCCCGCUCCUUGUCCCGCUCGCUGUCCCGGGUCAGCUCGCGGCGGGCAUCCUCCCUUGCGUCUGCCUCUGAUGCUCAGGACAGAGAAGUCCCGAAAGAUUACCUCAUCCUGGCCAUCGCCUCCUGCUUCUGCCCCGUCUGGCCCCUCAAUCUCAUCCCCCUCAUCUUUUCCAUCAUGUCUCGAAGCAGCGUGCAGCAGGGGGACCUGGAUGGGGCCCGGAGGCUGGGCCGCCUGGCCCGGCUGCUCAGCAUCACCUUCAUCGUCAUGGGGAUUGUCAUCAUCAUCGUGGCGGUGACUGUCAACCUGACAGUUCACAAUAGUAAAUAAAAGUAACUCAGGCCCUGUGCUCGCCGAGGCAAGACCUGGCCGGUUGGUGAGCUCCAGACCCACAUUCCCCACGUACCAUGGAGGACAGCGCGGUCACGGCCCUGCCUGCCAGCUCCCAAAGUACAAACUCAGAGGGGGACCCUCAAGUCACCCCACUGUGAGCCCACGUCAGAUGGGAAAGACUGGAGGAAGAAAUUAAAGGAGGAAGAACGGACGGAUGGGAGCAAGGAGAGGAGUCAAAUUCCACCAUGAACCCAGUGAAUCAGGGAGGUCUUAACUCAUGGA